AUGACUGAAGCUAUCAACAGCUUGAAGUUCUUUAAGAUCCAUACAUUUCUUUGGAAGUUUCUGGGCGCAGCGCACAAGCAAACAAAAAAAUCAAAAUGGCGGAUGCCCUAUCUGGCGUUUACCAUUUCGAUGAACAUUUUGGUUACGUUUGGCUAUCCUUUUCACCUGGGCAUGUCGGUCUUUCGUAAUAACAACAUGACGGAUGACAUCAAAAAUUUGACUACCUUUGUCACCUGUGGUGCUUGUUCCAUCAAGUUCGCAUUCUAUAUCUUCAAUUAUGACAAGGUUGCUAAAAUGGAGAAACUGCUAAAGCUUCUGGAUGCGCGUGUUACUAGUGAGAAAGAGCACAUCAUAUACAAGAGUUUGGGAAAACAGCUGGUAAUGAUAUUGUUAACAUUUGUGUGCAUCUACACGCCAGUCGCAAUUUUUGCCGAGGCCGCCUUUUUGACCCAGGAGGAGCGAGGACUAAUUUAUCCGGCAUGGUUUCCCUUGGAUUGGCAUAACUCUACGUGCAAUUAUUAUAUUGCCAAUGUAUAUCAAAUCGCGGGAGUUAGCUAUCAAAUACAACAGAACUAUGUUAGUGAUUGCUAUCCGGCAGUUAUGCUCUGCCUUAUUUCGGGGAACAUUAGGAUGUUAGGUAUUCGUUUCGAGCAUUUGGGCAAGGACGAGAAUAUUUCUAUGGAUGCUCACGAAAAAGAGCUGGAGGCUUGUAUAACUGAUCAUAAGUAUUUGUUGGAGCUCUUCAAAACCAUCGAGUCCUUUAUGUCCAUGCCCAUGUUGGUGCAAUUCACGGUAACUGCCGUAAAUGUGUGCAUCAGCAUAGCUGCUCUGCUCUUCUUUGUCACAGAACCGAUGGCUAAAACAUAUUUCUUUUUCUAUGGCUUGGCCAUGCCGUUACAAAUCUUUCCCACCUGUUAUUUUGGCAUGGACGCGGAAUACCGGUUCGAUCAAAUUCACUAUGCGGCCUUCAGCUGCAAUUGGAUAACACAGAGGCGUAGCUUCAAGCAGAAGCUGAUGAUUUUUGUGGAGGGCUCGCUCAGAAAGAGCACGGCCAUGGCAGGUGGAAUGCUUCGCGUCCACAUGGAUACUUUUUUCUCAACUCUAAAAUUUGCGUAUUCACUCUUUACAGUUAUUUUGGGAAUGGGAAACUAA
Scaptodrosophila lebanonensis is the source of this 1152-nucleotide messenger RNA. RefSeq names its product odorant receptor 59a-like. The record is from RefSeq and is a predicted model, not a curated record. NCBI's taxonomy places the organism in Eukaryota, Metazoa, Arthropoda, Insecta, Diptera, Drosophilidae. Gene Ontology annotation, molecular function: odorant binding; olfactory receptor activity. Bases 1 to 1152 code for a protein of 383 amino acids. Gene Ontology annotation, cellular component: plasma membrane. Gene Ontology annotation, biological process: detection of chemical stimulus involved in sensory perception of smell; sensory perception of smell. The transcript is spliced from 2 exons.